GAUAGAUAGAAGCUCCAAAGUAAGGUCGGUCGGUUGUACAUGAAACAACAUAUUUCUUUUUUUCGAAUUUCAAUCUUCUUCGGAGGAGAAACAACAAUAAUGGGGAGAGGAAAAACAGUGAUGAGAAGGAUAGAAAAUACAACAAGUAGACAAGUAACAUUUUCAAAGAGAAGAAAUGGUUUACUAAAGAAAGCUUCUGAACUUUCUGUACUCUGUGAUGGUGAAAUUGCUCUUAUCGUCUUCUCAUCAACAGGAAAACUCUAUGAAUUCUGCAGCACUACCAGUAUGCAAAAGACGAUCGAGCGCUACCAGAAGUACAAUAAAGAGGUACAAGAAAAUUCACAGCAAUUGAAAUAUGAAGCUGUAAACCUCGCAAAGGAGAUUGAGAAUCUCCAAACGUCGCAAAGGAAGCUAAUGGGAGAAAGCUUAGAAUCUUGCUCCCUUGACGAAUUGCAGACAGCUGAGACUCAGUUGGAGAUGAGCCUACUUAAUAUUAGAACUAAAAAGAAUCAGUUAUAUAGGGAACAGAUUGAGCAACUAAAACAACAGCACAUGACAUUUCAGGAAGAUCAGCUAUUAGAAGAGAAUGAAGUUUUAUGGGAGAAGAGGUCGGGAAUUACUCAUUUUUAUGUCGAAAAUAAGAGCCUUGAAUUAAGGAAUAUCAUGAUACAAAGGAGUAUGUAUUUGAUAGAUUAUAACUUCGACGAUGUUCUUGCUGCGAAACCUCACUAACUUUGUGAGACUAAGCAUGUGAUCUUUAGAGAGACACAAGAAAAGGUCUAGGCGUCUAGCCCAGUCUAAGUGUGAGGAAGAGCAAAGAGUCUUAAAGCUAGUUAAUGACUAUAUCUUUCUUUUUACCGUAACAGUGUCGGUCUCAACAAUGGGAACAACAGAACCGACAGACAGAAAUGGCACUACCUUAUAAAACUAGUCCAAAUUCUCAAGAGGUGGAAACUAAGCUAUAAAUUGGAAGGCCUGAAAGAAGGUGACAUAAUGUUGUUAUACAACUCUGUUGGAAAACGAUUAAUAAAAAAGUAA
This is a messenger RNA of Papaver somniferum (opium poppy), 1038 nucleotides long. Its product is annotated as MADS-box protein SOC1-like. The coding region runs from base 40 to 732 and encodes 230 amino acids. The record is from RefSeq and is a predicted model, not a curated record. Gene Ontology annotation, molecular function: DNA-binding transcription factor activity, RNA polymerase II-specific; protein dimerization activity; RNA polymerase II cis-regulatory region sequence-specific DNA binding. NCBI's taxonomy places the organism in Eukaryota, Viridiplantae, Streptophyta, Magnoliopsida, Ranunculales, Papaveraceae. The transcript has 8 exons. Gene Ontology annotation, biological process: positive regulation of transcription by RNA polymerase II. Gene Ontology annotation, cellular component: nucleus.